UUAUAUUCUGACAGUGAACCUGUGGUGACCUUAUAAAAGGAUCAAAAAGAGGGAGGAGGAAAACUGAGUGAAAAGUAGAACAGAGAAGAGGAAGUAAAGAGAUUUUCUUGUGAAACCUUCUAGUAGAAGAAGUUCUUGGGACAAAGUUCUUGAUCCAGGCAUAAAGGAAAGAAAAGCUUUGCCAUACAUUGAAGAAGGGACGGGGAUCUCUCCUCCUAAUCUGGGCCUCCUGUCAUGGAUGAAGAGACUCGGCACAGCCUUGAGUGCAUCCAGGCCAAUCAGAUCUUUCCCAGGAAGCAGCUGAUCCGGGAGGAUGAGAAUCUUCAGGUUCCUUUCCUUGAACUUCAUGGAGAAAGCACAGAGUAUGUGGGCCGUGCUGAGGAUGCCAUCAUUGCCCUUUCUAAUUACAGACUUCAUAUCAAGUUCAAGGAGUCUCUUGUUAAUGUUCCAUUACAGCUUAUAGAAAGUGUUGAAUGCCGAGAUAUAUUUCAGCUUCAUUUGACUUGCAAAGACUGCAAAGUUAUCAGGUGUCAGUUUUCAACUUUUGAGCAAUGUCAAGAGUGGCUUAAGAGGCUGAACAAUGCAAUCCGACCACCUGCUAAAAUAGAAGAUCUCUUCUCAUUUGCAUAUCAUGCUUGGUGCAUGGAGGUUUAUGCCAGUGAAAAAGAGCAACACGGAGACCUGUGCAGACCAGGGGAACAUGUAACAUCAAGGUUUAAAAAUGAAGUGGAGCGGAUGGGUUUUGAUAUGAUCAAUGCCUGGAGGAUUUCCAACAUCAAUGAGAAGUACAAGCUGUGUGGUAGCUAUCCUCAGGAACUCAUAGUGCCUGCCUGGAUCACUGACAAAGAACUGGAAAGUGUAGCAGGCUUCAGGUCCUGGAAGCGCAUCCCUGCCGUCAUCUACAGGCACCAGAGCAAUGGAGCUGUCAUUGCCCGCUGCGGGCAGCCGGAGGUCAGCUGGUGGGGCUGGCGAAAUGCUGAUGAUGAGCACCUGGUGCAGUCAGUAGCCAAAGCUUGUGCCUCCAACUCCCGAUCGAGUGGCAGCAAGCUGUCAACUAGGAACAGUUCUCGAGACUUUCCCAAUGCAGGAGACCUUUCUGAUGUGGAGUUUGAUUCUUCUCUGUCACAUGCUUCAGGAGCAGAGAGUUUAGCCAUCCAACCUCAGAAGCUCUUGAUUUUGGAUGCACGUUCCUAUGCUGCGGCUGUUGCAAACAGAGCCAAAGGAGGAGGCUGUGAAUGCCCAGAGUAUUACCCCAACUGUGAAGUUGUGUUUAUGGGGAUGGCAAAUAUUCAUUCAAUCCGGAGGAGUUUUCAGUCUCUGCGGUUGCUGUGCACACAGAUGCCAGAUCCGGGAAAUUGGCUCUCAGCUCUUGAAAGUACAAAAUGGCUCCAUCACCUGUCUGUGCUUUUGAAGUCGGCACUUUUGGUAGUGCAUGCUGUGGAUCGUGAUCAGCGACCAGUGCUAGUGCACUGCUCAGAUGGCUGGGACCGCACCCCCCAGAUUGUGGCAUUGGCUAAGCUCUUGCUGGACCCUUAUUACCGAACCAUAGAGGGUUUCCAGGUCCUCGUGGAGAUGGAGUGGCUGGAUUUUGGUCACAAGUUUGCUGAUCGGUGUGGUCACGGGGAGAACUCUGAUGAUCUCAACGAGCGUUGCCCAGUGUUUCUGCAGUGGCUUGACUGUGUUCAUCAGCUUCAGAGGCAAUUUCCUUGCUCUUUUGAGUUCAAUGAAGCAUUCCUUGUGAAACUGGUGCAACAUACCUAUUCCUGCCUCUUUGGAACAUUCCUGUGCAACAACGCCAAGGAGAGAGGGGAAAAGCAUACUCAGGAACGGACAUGCUCCGUGUGGUCGCUGCUUCGGGCAGGCAACAAGGCUUUCAAAAACCUACUGUAUUCCUCUCAGUCAGAAGCCGUGCUGUACCCUGUGUGCCAUGUGCGUAACCUGAUGCUGUGGAGUGCAGUGUACCUGCCCUGCCCAUCCCCGUCCACCCCUGUGGAUGACAGCUGUGCACCAUACCCAGCCCCUGGCAACAGCCCUGAUGAUCCACUCCUGAGCCGGCUACCAAAGACUAGAUCAUUUGACAAUCUGACCACAGCCUGCGACAACACGGUGCCUCUAGCCAGCCGGCGCAGUAGCGACCCAAGCCUGAAUGAGAAGUGGCAGGAGCACCAGCACAGGCGCUCCCUGGAGUUAAGCAGCCUGGCUGGUCCUGGAGAGGAGCCUCUUGAUCCCGACAGCCUGGGCAAGCCAACCAAAGUGCUGGGAGGCGCAGAACUAUCUGUUGCAGCUGGAGUGGCUGAGGGGCAGAUGGAGAACAUUUUGCAAGAGGCCACCAAAGAGGAGAGUGGGGCAGAGGAGACUGUCCAGAGGGGGAGCGUCCUGAUGCAGGAGGGCACAGAGGAGGCUCUCGUAGAAAAGGAAAGCAGGGGGAAGGCCCCUGAGGACUCAGCCAUUGUCCUUCAUCAAGCACCACCACUGGAUCCUGCUGUUCUGAGGAGCCCUCCAGGCAUCAGCCUUCCUCUCUCCUCACAGGGUCUCCCUGACCAGCAGGGCGGGCACAGUGUUCUUCCCAGCUCUCUCCAGGAGCCCCCCAUGGGAGAGGAGGUACUGGAGGUCCCUGUAGAACAGCCUCAAAUAGGAGAUAUCGCAGAGGAGAGGGAGGAAGCAAUGACUACAAUCCCAGUUGAUGAAAAAAUUGGUUAUGGUACCUCACAGUCAAGUCCUCCGCUGCUCUCCCAAGUCCCAUUUGAGGGCAGAGGACCAAACAUAGACAGCUCUUUGGACAUGUUAAUGGAAGAUAAAGUGAAGUCGGAAAGUGGGCCUCCUCAUAGACCUUGCCUGGUAAACAGCGGCAGGCUCAGUGGCAAGGACGUGCUUCAAGCUGUGGAACCCAGGCCCCCAGAGAAGAGCCUGGCCGAGAGGCCCCAAGCGGGAUCUGUGGUGCAGAGGACUUCCCCUGGCAGCACCCACAGCCCAGCACGCUCUCCUUGUGCCUUGCCUGUAGCUGAAUGUAAAGAGGGACUUGUGUGCAACGGUGUCCCAGAGACUGAAAAUAAGGCCUCCGAGCAGCCCCCAGGGCUUAGCACCCUCCAGGAGUACCCCACCCCCAACGGGCAUUGCGCCAAUGGGGAGGCUGGUAGGAGCAAGGACUCACUGAGCUGCCAGCUCUCUGCUAUAAGCUGCAGCUCUGCCCACUUACACUCGAGGAACUUGCACCACAAGUGGCUACACAGCCAGACAGGGAGGCCAUCUGCAACUGGCAGCCCUGACCAGCCUUCUCGCAGCCACCUGGACGAUGACGGCAUGCCUGUGUAUACGGACACUAUCCAACAGCGCCUACGUCAGAUUGAAUCAGGCCACCAACAGGAAGUGGAGACCUUGAAGAAACAAGUCCAGGAACUGAGGAGUCGCCUGGAGAGCCAGUAUCUGACCAGCUCUCUACGCUUCAAUGGGGACUUUGGGGAUGAAGUGAGUCCUUCAGAGAAAGGAGGACAGGCCCAAAGCACUCAGUUUCAACACACAGAUACUUCAAUCCCCGACUCGGAAAGCAAUCUGGAUCAGAACUCUUUGUCUCGCUGCAGCACAGAGAUUUUCUCUGAAGCCAGCUGGGAGCAGGUGGAUAAACAGGACACGGAGAUGACCCGUUGGCUCCCUGACCACCUGGCUGCCCACUGCUAUGCGUGUGACAGCGCCUUCUGGCUCGCCAGCAGGAAACACCACUGCAGGGACACUGACCGUGUUGAUCAAACGUGGAAUUGUGGGAAUGUAUUCUGCUCCAGUUGUUGUAAUCAGAAGGUUCCAGUUCCCAGCCAGCAGCUCUUUGAACCCAGUCGAGUAUGCAAGUCUUGCUAUAGCAGCCUACAUCCCACGAGCUCCAGCAUUGACCUUGAACUGGAUAAGCCCAUUGCUGCCACUUCAAACUGAAGCUACGUGACCUGGGGCAGGCAGAGGCCAAGCUGCUGUUCCUCUGACAGGCCCACGCAGCCUGGCAGACCGAGAGGCCCGUGCACUUUGGAAUGGGGGCUUGGAACCACCUGUGCAGAGUGACAGAAAUUUGGGAUGUACCACUGGAUUGUAGAUUGAUUUUUCUUUCCUGUUUUUUUUUUUUUUUAAUCUCCCCUUUCCAUGUUCCCCUGGUUGUCUUGAGGAAAAAAAAAAAAAAGGAAAAAAAAUUUAAUGGAAUACCAGAGAUUGCCAGGCCCCAUGUAACUAUAGAGCCGCCUGUUGUUAGGCGAUGCUGAGGGUUGGCUUGGUUUCUCAGGAUGGAAGGAGGCUGGUCAGAGUCAGGAGUGGAGGCCUGAGAUAAUGUAGGGGGAAGAGCCAGUGUUAACAUUUGUGACCAUUCUUCACGCCACAUCAGAGCUGGCUGGAAGCAUCUUCCCCUAAGAGCAUUACCCUGGGUGCCCUCUCCCCCCUGCAAGGGGCCAGUUCCACCUACAGACAGUUGAGAUUGGCUUUCGGGGGAAGGAAGGUGUUUGUUCUGAGGCAAGUGAGAGGGGAGGGGCUGGAGAUGGGUGGUCAGCGUGCUCUCCCCAUGGGGUUGUGUUUAGCUUGAUCUAUGGCUCCCUUCGCCAGGCUGUGUAGUGCUUCCCAUGCUUCCCACUCUCAGGCAUAAAAGUGCAGACUGGCCAGAGUGCUAUUGCUGUGGCCAAGGCCAAAGCCUGCCCUGAGCCCAGGCACCUGGUCCCCCAAACAAUCUCUUGUCCUUGGCUAGCACAGGGAGAUCCAGACUCAGGGUUCCCAAAAUUCCCCACUCCCAAAACCAACAAAUCAUGGACCUCCCCCUUAAGGGGUAGAAUCAGCCUUUUAGAGUUGAAGCCUCUGGAAAUGGGGCAUGUCCCAUACAAUCAGCCUUCCUCCUCCUGCCCUGCUCCUGUGCUGCUGGCGGCAGUGAGGGCCCACUAGGUGACUCUGCAGUCCUUAGAGAAGUGACACAGCCCGUAAGCAAUUCAGGGCACCUCCCCUCAGUAAGCUUUGAUGUGGUCCCCAAAGAGCCUUAAAUCAAGAAUAUUUGUGGUGGAGGUGGGUAUGGGGAAGGGGUGGAGAGUUUAGGUUUGUGCAUUGUAAUCUUGGUUGGCAUCCAUGCUUUGUGCCUGCCCUCCCUUUUGUGGGUAGGGCCAUGCUUGGGUCUGCUGAAGCUGCUAAGUGGUCACAAGGCGGAUUGUGGUGAGUGGUGGGGAUGAGACCAGGGAACUCUUCUGACGCUUUCUGGAAGCGGUUCCCUGUUCCAAGACAAGCUCUGUCUCAGGAAGGUGGCUCCUGUGUGUGCCUGGACAUGGUUAAGAUGGGGCCCAGAAGCCAUCCCUGAAGCAACCAAUCCAGGCAAAGCCAAGAGCACCUGAGCACGAGCCCGACUUCCCAGUGGCAGCAGGUUGCGGAGUUUGAAUUUCGUGAAACAGGGUGUUGUUCUCCACACUCUGUGUGGUCUUCCCGUGCAGAUAGGGAGAAGUCAGUCUAACUGAAGAUUGUGCAUUUCUUAGUGACAGGUGCCAAGAGGUUAUGAUACGGGUUUCUUGGGUCUGAUGUACAGUGUGAAUAAAUGCUUGCAGCUCUUAGCCCUUUUUUGAUCAAUGAAGCACUUUUUUAAUAUUUUCCUUUGUAUGUAAAGGAGGAGCCGUAACUCUCCGUAGCUGUACAUAUAACCCCUUUUUCCUAAAGAGGAGUCAGUCAGUGCUCCUAUAUUUUUCAUUUUUUGUCAAAGCAAGAAGUAAAUACUUUAGAACUGUUAAAUAUAUAAAUAAAGUGAAUAAAGUUUAGUGUUCCGCAUGGUA
Molecule: messenger RNA, 5768 nt
Organism: Myotis lucifugus (little brown bat)
Lineage: Eukaryota; Metazoa; Chordata; Mammalia; Chiroptera; Vespertilionidae
Gene: MTMR3
Product: myotubularin related protein 3
Exons: 22
Coding region: 235-3921 (1228 amino acids)
Biological process (GO): regulation of autophagy; dephosphorylation
Molecular function (GO): protein phosphatase binding; phosphatidylinositol-3,5-bisphosphate 3-phosphatase activity; metal ion binding
Source: RefSeq, a predicted model, not a curated record